Harpia harpyja (harpy eagle) is the source of this 5342-nucleotide messenger RNA. It is a transcript of the gene HAPLN1, whose product is annotated as hyaluronan and proteoglycan link protein 1. The record is from RefSeq and is a predicted model, not a curated record. NCBI's taxonomy places the organism in Eukaryota, Metazoa, Chordata, Aves, Accipitriformes, Accipitridae. Gene Ontology annotation, biological process: cell adhesion. Gene Ontology annotation, molecular function: hyaluronic acid binding. Bases 268 to 1335 code for a protein of 355 amino acids. The transcript is spliced from 6 exons.
UUGGUUUUUAGCUCAGGACUCGUGUGCAUUGCAAGAGGCUUUUUUAGGCGCGAAUCUGGGAGGGCUGGACCUAAGGGGUCCUCUGCCACCCAGAGCCACAAAGAGACAUUUGGGACAUAGGCAUACACACGCACACGCUGACUUAAGGUGAGCACCAAAAACUUCCUCUGCACUUCGCUGUCCUCUGUUUCAAACUGCAGGAGAGUUCUGAGACCAUCUCAACUCAGGAGCUCUGCACAAGUGAAGAAGAUUCUUUUGACUAUAAAGAUGAAGAGUCUACUUUUUCUGGUGCUGAUUUCUGUCUGCUGGGCUGAACCUCACCCUGACAACUCAAGUCUGGAGCAUGAAAGAAUUAUUCACAUUCAAGCAGAAAAUGGACCCCGUCUACUUGUGGUAGCAGAGCAAGCUAAAAUCUUCUCACACCGGGGUGGUAAUGUCACACUGCCAUGUAAAUUUUACCAUGAACACACAUCAACAGCUGGCUCAGGAACCCACAAAAUCCGGGUCAAGUGGACCAAACUCACCUCAGAUUACCUCAAAGAAGUGGACGUCUUUGUUGCAAUGGGACACCACAGAAAGAGCUAUGGAAACUACCACGGCAGAGUGUUUCUGAGGGAAAGCAGCGAAAAUGAUGCCUCUCUUAUAAUCACAAAUAUAAUACUGGCGGAUUAUGGGCGAUAUAAGUGCGAGGUGAUUGAAGGAUUAGAGGAUGAUACAGCAGUGGUAGCUCUGAAUUUGGAAGGUGUUGUAUUCCCUUACUCCCCACGGCUGGGUCGUUACAACUUAAAUUUCCAUGAGGCUCAGCGAGCGUGUCUGGACCAAGACUCUGUUAUUGCCUCCUUUGACCAGCUCUACGAUGCCUGGAGGUCAGGGCUGGACUGGUGUAACGCUGGCUGGCUCAGCGACGGCUCCGUGCAGUACCCUAUCACCAAGCCCAGGGAGCCCUGCGGAGGGAAGAACACAGUGCCUGGGGUCAGGAAUUACGGGUUCUGGGAUAAAGAUAAAAGCCGAUAUGAUGUUUUCUGUUUCACUUCAAACUUCAAUGGUCGUUUUUACUACCUAAUUCACCCAACCAAGCUGACCUACGACGAAGCUGUUCAGGCGUGCUUGAAGGAUGGAGCUCAGAUCGCUAAAGUUGGCCAGAUAUUUGCCGCCUGGAAGCUCCUGGAGUACGACCGCUGCGACGCUGGCUGGCUGGCUGACGGCAGCGUGCGCUACCCAAUCUCUAGGCCAAGGAAACGCUGCAGUCCUAACGAAGCAGCAGUUCGUUUUGUAGGCUUCCCUGAUAAAAAGCACAAGCUGUAUGGUGUCUACUGUUUCAGAGCGUACAACUGAAAAUACCUAGAGCACAAAAGUUUUAAAUUCAUUAAGAACAUGUGAAAGAUUUCUUUUUGAUAUGAACUCAUGCAAGUUACCAAAACUGUGAUAAACCUUUUUUACUUACUGUAAAGAGUCAUUUUCAUAAACCCAACCUAUUAACUUUUUUGGUUUUGUUGUUUUAGUAUUUUUGUAAAAGUAUCAUUCCAUAGAUAUUUUAAAUUAAUAUAAUUUAAUGGAAGCUCUAGGUAAGGAAUUUUUAGAGCCAAAUUCUUUAAGCUACAUCAUCCCAACAAAAUAUACUUUUCAUGAAUGGGGCAUGCAAUAGAGCUUGACGAUUGCUAGGGCACAAUUAUGGAAUGUAAGGCUACUCAAAGCAGAAGCUUUUAAAAGCACAGAUUUUACAUAUUUGUAGCAGUUUGAGAAAUACUGCAAAUUAAUUAUAUCAGGAAUUUUGAAAUAAGAUAAUUUUUUUGUUAAAGGGGAUCAGUGAGGUUUUGCAAAAAAACCUCACAAAAACGUAGGUUAGAAAAUAACUGUUUUCACUGGUUUCACAUGGGAACAACACAGAGUUUAGUAAAAGCAGCUAAAACAGUCCACAAAAAUAGGACUAGUUUUACAAUUUAAAAUCUUGCCUUUCUGAAAAAUAAGCUCAUGGUCCCAUGCAUAGGAACAAGCACAAUUAAUUCUCCUGAACAUUUCAAUUGUGGGGGUUUUUGUGUAUAAAACAUUGAUGAGGGAGUGAAUAAUUAACUAAUAAGAAAGCCCUGUUUUCUUCUUAACUCCAAUUAAAGAUGCCUGAGAAGUGUUGUAUUACCUUUGAGUAGCUUUACUGAGUUAUUUUUAAACUCUUAAAGGCCGUUUGCUAAGCAGCAUAUAGCAUCUACUCAGGGCAGUUGUAUAAAUGAACUGCUGGACAGAGAAAUUGUAAACUUUAGCAGCUUGAUUUUACAUUAGCCUUUGAAAUGUUAUUGUCUUAAUGAAAGAACAUUACAAUAUUUAAUAUUUCUUACCUAUUUACAUAUCACAAGAAACAAAAAUUAGAAAAAAAUCAUUAAAAUUAUGAAGUCUUAGGACAAGAUUAUUAAAUAAAAUCUGAAACCAGCUAUUAAGGUUUAGAAGAUAAAAAAACACUUCCUUACAUCUUAUUUGUAUCUAAAAAGUACAUCUGUUUUUUAAACUAUCAGUGAAAAAUAGUAUCACUAGCCCUGAAUUAUUUAGUUAAUCCUCCUUAGAUUUAACAGAAAAUAACUAUUGAAAUACUUCUUUCCACUAAAUCUGCAGUGGUCUAGGUGGAAGAUGUUUACCUAUAUCUGCCAGCGUCAGAGAAAAACAUGCACUGUGCAUGGUGCCUAGGAUUUUCAGAGCUGCCUAAAGCACCAGGUCCUCCCUAAAUACCAAUUUGAGGGAAUUUGGAUUUCUGAUGCAAACUUAUUUUGGAUGCAGCAAUUCUUGGUGCUCAUCUUCAGAUACCUUAAUGCAACCAGUUUUUCAGAGAGUGGGUGCUCAAGGCUUUCUGAAUAUUUACUCUGCUUAUGGUGUCUCAAGCUGGAUAUCCAAAAAACAGAAAGGCCUGAUUAAAAAGAGGACUGAUUAAAAAUAUCUUGGUCUUGAGUAAUCUCUUAGGCAGUUCUGACAUUCUCUACCCAGUAUUAGUUCUACCAGUUAAAAAUGGAGAACUCUUUUUCCUACUCUAUGCUUGCUGACUAUGAAGAUUUCAGAGGACCAAUAUUUGUAUUACGCAAAGUUUUAUAGCUUCCCAUUUUUUCAAAAUCUAAAUGAGAUAUAGCGGUAUUUAUCCAACUAGGACACAACUGGUAUACUUUCAUGGUUUGGUGUAGUUAUUUUCCCAUGGACAUGAGUAAAUAAAUCUCUUUCCUGGAGUGGUUGUGGUCCUGUUUUAAAACUCUGUGAACAAACCAGGAGCAAUGUAUGGUAGGAUUGUAGUGGAAAGAUACCAUAGUGCAAGAGGUAUUUUGUUGGAGUUCAUUCCCGUCAGGCUCAGAGGCAAAUUUCCAUCCUUCUGAGGAUAUUUGCAUCCACUGUGGAUAUUUGCUCAUACUAUACAGAUGAAGCAAUCUCAGUACCAACCACCCCCCACCCCCCCCCCUUUUUAAUCCACUAGGAGUUGGAUUUUCUUGAAAUUCUAUCACUUAGCUAUAAAUAGAGACUUAUUACAGGUCAAGCCCGUAAACCCAUGUAAUCAUUUCCCAACAGCCAUUUUUUAAAUCAGUGUCCAUUUCACACAUUUUCUCAGGCCAUUCAGAACCUUUUCUGAACCCUUUGGAGAAAAAAUGGAAAUGGAAAAAGAAAUGGAAAAUAUCCGUAGAGGAUAAGGAAUAGUGUAUGCAAGACUGGACCAUGACCAAGAGGAAUACAUGUUAUUCCCCCAUCCAACCUUCAGAAACAUGGAAAAAAAGAUGCUAUUUCAUAGUCUUUUCUGAAGCUUGGACAGGGAGGUUGUGGGAUGGGAAAAGCUAUAGGGAAUAUCCCAGUUGUUAUCCCAGCUAGAUCCAGAGUUGCUGUAAAGAGGGAAGCCUUUUAUGCAGCUGGCUCUAUCCUCCCCAAAGAUCUGCUAGAUCUGGAGGAGGCUGCAUGGUUUUUCUAUUGCACAGAGGUGAAGAGACCCUCAUGAAUUUUUUUUUUUUUUUUUUUUUACCUCUCCAGGGAAACCCUUCACAGGGUUUCACCCAGACACAUCUUUUUUUGCAGGACUGGGGAUUAUAUUUUGCCUGCAUAAAAAAUGUACACAUCCAACCCACUCGUGGGGCUGGCUAAAGUGCCCUCACUGCUAGACCAAAGGCACUGCGGGAAAGGCAAAUUCAGCCUUUCACCAACUUUGCAACGCUCUGGAGAUGGCUGGUCAGGUCCUAACUCACAGCAAUCUCAGGCUUGCGCUAGCUUAUGCCUUCUGUGUUCUUAUCUCCGGGCUGCCGCUGUGACAGCCCAAGCGUAGCAUCCCCCCAACCGACCCCUGCUUUGUGCAUCACCCAUACCCCAGGCCGGUGGCUGAGCAGGCUCUGCACCACCCAGGUGAUCCCUCAGCUCCAGGGAAAGCCCCUGGGCUCCCAGCUUGGCAGCACGAAGAAGCCACAGGGCAACAAAGAAUUAGGUCUCCAGAGAGACGCUGAGCUGGCAUACGAUCACAGAUGGCCAAAUGUAUCAUUCAGUUAUGCCUGUAAGUUCGCAUUGAAGAUAUUGCUUGCUAGGAAUCAUAUGUUCAUGUAACGGAGUCACAGUAUGUGAAUUUACAUUUGUCGUGUUACUUAUGAAGAGCCCAGUAGUCUAAUUUGGGAUCAGGCUAGAUGUAGAUCUGUGUAUUGAUAUACAACAUUAUGUAUUAUUAUAACAGAUACAGUUAAUUGGAUAGUUUGAUGAAAAUAUGUUUGUAUGAAAAAAUAAUUAGUUCUAAUGUAAGCAGGUAUAAAAACCAUUAAAAGUGUAUAAUUACCUGAGACAUGGGCACAAAUAGACAAAAAGACACGAAUUAUAUUUAUUUUUACAGCUACUGACUCCAUUUUCUUUUAUAAUGUCAAAUGUCAGGAUGUUUUCUUAUCUUCAACUAAGCUAGCUAGGUGCUUGGAUAAAAACUUUAAAAAGCAGCUUAAGAACUGGAUAAAAGUCUGUGCUAUUUUCUGUUCAUGAGAGAAUAUUCUAUCAUUAGCGUCAAUUAAUGUUCUCUGUCACUAUCUUGUAUUUCACAAUGUAUCUGAAUUUUAAUGCCCAUGAAUUGACAACAAUUAAAUCAUGUUGUUCUUUUCAGUAUGAUGAUUUCUCCUUAUUGACUGGCCAUUCUUCUACUUCUCUCCCAGAAAACACAAAAAGGAAAGGAAUAGUUCAAAGUAUGAAAAUACUUACUUUGCCAUAGUAAACAAAGUGAUUACAAGACUAAGGGGAAAAAAAAAAAAAAAGACUACUCUGUGAAUAUGUUUUACAAUUAAAAUAAAGAAAACUGUAUUCCAAAGCCUUUGUUUUACGCUUCUUUGAAGCAUUUUGAAAGUAGAAAUGCAAGUACCAAUUUCUUC